AUGGCCUCUCAGCAACACACUCUCCCUCCCCUUCCUUACGCUUACGAUGCCCUCGAGCCCGUGAUCUCCAAGCAGAUCAUGGAGCUGCAUCACCAGAAGCACCACCAAACAUACGUUAACAACCUCAACGCGGCUUUGAGCUCCCAUGUCACCGCCACCCAGGCGAACGACGUCCCUUCCCUGAUCGCCCUGCAACAGAAGAUCAAGUUCAACGGCGGAGGCCACAUCAACCACUCCCUCUUCUGGAAGAACCUGACUCCCCAAGGCACCCCAGGCAACGACAUCACCAGUGCCGCCCCCAGUCUGGGCUCGGCUAUCAACUCCCGUUGGGGAUCGCAGAAGGCCUUCCAGGAGGCUUUCAACGCCACACUGCUGGGUAUCCAGGGAAGUGGCUGGGGCUGGUUAGUGAGCGUUGGUGGGCCAAAGGGCCAGCUGGAGAUCGUGACGACCAAGGACCAGGAUCCUGUUGCCAGCACUGAUGUUCCUCUUUUCGGAGUCGACAUGUGGGAGCAUGCGUACUACCUCCAGUAUCUCAAUAACAAGGCUGGCUACGUCCAAGGCAUCUGGAGCAUUAUCAACUGGGCCGAGGCGGAGAAGCGCUACACCGCGGGCAUUGAGAAUCCAAUCAAGCUGUAG
This is a messenger RNA of Penicillium chermesinum, 636 nucleotides long. Its product is annotated as superoxide dismutase. Gene Ontology annotation, cellular component: mitochondrion. The coding region runs from base 1 to 636 and encodes 211 amino acids. The record is from RefSeq and is a predicted model, not a curated record. The transcript has 3 exons. Gene Ontology annotation, biological process: superoxide metabolic process. Gene Ontology annotation, molecular function: superoxide dismutase activity; metal ion binding. NCBI's taxonomy places the organism in Eukaryota, Fungi, Ascomycota, Eurotiomycetes, Eurotiales, Aspergillaceae.